Messenger RNA from Trichophyton benhamiae CBS 112371, 948 nucleotides. RefSeq lists its product as uncharacterized. Bases 1 to 948 code for a protein of 315 amino acids. Lineage: Eukaryota; Fungi; Ascomycota; Eurotiomycetes; Onygenales; Arthrodermataceae. The transcript has a single exon. The record is from RefSeq and is a predicted model, not a curated record.
AUGGGUGGGAAACGCGGGGACGACCAGGCAGACGCCGCUUGGAGUGCCGCCGUAGAUGCAUGGGUCCCGGUCUGGAGACGGUUUCAACAGCAAGAGACAGAAAGAAUAAGCGCAAAGCAGGGCAAGAGAGGUCGAAAAAGGAAGUCUAUGGCAGUUGAUCCUGCAAACCUCGAUACCCCGAAUCACCAACCCCCUACUCCUCAACCACCUCCAGCUACACAACAACAGUCACAACAGCAGUCACAACAGCAUACCCCCCAGCAGCAGCAAGCUGAGAUACAAUUGCCCAUGGGAUUUGGAACCAUGUUCAAUGGCACUCCUACCAACAAUGGUGCAGAACACCCUCAUGCCCACCCUGUUAAUGCUGGCACCCCGGAUCUCCUCGCGCCCACGGCUAGCAAUCCUUCCUCGUCCUCUCCACAGGCAGAUCCCAAUAAUGUCUCCGCAGCCACCCUGAAAGCCAUCUCACGUCUCAACAAUACUCCCAAGACAGCCAUAUCUCGAAAUCCAAACCUCUCUCCUUCCACCGCCAUGCUAAUGUCUGCUGCUGAGAACUCUUCUACCCGCCGGCCUUUCAAUUCCCCUUCUGUCCCCGUCUCUGUCUCUAUAACUGAUACCCACCAACAACACCACCCUCAUCAAAGCGGCCCUGGUGCUCGUGGCUCCAAUCCAGCUAAUCCAGGCGUACCUGUCACCGGCGUUAGCGGAGCCCCUACUGCUAACGGCAACCUAACAGAUGUUUAUAUGGCUGAUGUCUCUGCCGCUGCAUCUGCCGUGGCCCAGUCCAUAUCGGUCUCAACCAUAGACCAGAUCCGCACUGAGCUACGGGCGGAAUUUCGUGAGCAGUUGGAGAAGGAACGCUCGCAACUCGAAGAAAAAAUUACUUCAGUGCAGCGAACGCAAGAAAUGAUUCUCAGCCUGUUGAAUGACCAGCGUUUCAUGAAAUGA